This is a messenger RNA of Fundulus heteroclitus (mummichog), 804 nucleotides long. It is a transcript of the gene ndufb5, whose product is annotated as NADH:ubiquinone oxidoreductase subunit B5. The transcript has 6 exons. The coding region runs from base 218 to 712 and encodes 164 amino acids. Lineage: Eukaryota; Metazoa; Chordata; Actinopteri; Cyprinodontiformes; Fundulidae. The record is from RefSeq and is a predicted model, not a curated record.
UUUAGCCCUUAAAUUGGCUCCCAGCCGCCGUGACCUUGCGCCGGGGCUUGUUAGCAUGCUAACCAUAGCUAGCUGGGACCGUUCGUCCUACUAUCAACAAAGAGGAAACAACUGCCAGUUGUAGAGCAACAAACUGAGGACGUGUGGUCUUCUAAUGGGACAUUUGCUGUCUGUAUAUCAUUUAGAGCAAGAUGAGUAUGAUCACUAAUCAGUCUUUAUGAUUUUUAACGUCCCCCGCGUCGCACUUUUGUUUUUGUCCUAUGGAAUUAAAGUGGCGAUCCGUUGGGGUCAUGGAAAGAAAUUGUUUGUGGUCAAACCAUCUGACUAUUACGACAGGAGAUUCUUGCGUUUAUUGCAAUAUUACAUCCUGCUGACUGGUAUUCCAGUAGCUGUAUUUGUCACAGCUGUGAAUAUCUUCGUUGGUGAGGCAGAGCUUGCUGAGAUUCCUGAAGGCUAUGAACCUGAUUAUUGGGAGUACUACAAGCACCCCAUCACCAGGUGGAUUGUAAGGAACGUGUAUGAUUCCCCAGUGAAGGACUAUGAAAAAGUGAUGGCUGUAAUCCAAAUCGAAAAGGAAAAAGCCGACAUGAGACUGAAACAGCAGGAGGUGCGUCGACAUAUGAGACAGUCCGGAGAUGGACCCUGGUUCCACGUGCCAACGCUGGACAAGGGGCUAAUUGACAACAGCCACAAGUCAACACCUGACAAUUAGUGAAGUGUUAAUGGUACAUUGUGGAAAUCAGUCCAGCUGUUUGUAAAUUUAUCCCUUGUUCCUUUAAUAAAGUAUCUUUAUGUGGUCUAAUA